AUGCAUCCAGCACUAUUUGUUCAAGCUGUCGGGAAACUAGUUAUGGAAGAUUUGGGCACGUCAAAUUCUUCCCACAAUUUUUCAUCUCAUCAUGCAUUCUUUGUUAAGGAUUGUGCAUCUAACAAAUCGUUCAUGGUUGACACUGGAUUCAGCUGUUCUAUUUGGCCUUUGUGUCUUACUUCAGACAAGCCGAAGAAAUCUGCCAUUAACCUGCACACGGUGAAUCUAUCCCUGAUAAAAACUUACGGUCAGGUCUCAUUAAACCCAGAUCUCAACCUUCAAAGGGAUUUUAGGUGGGUUUUUGUUAUAGCAGAUCUACCAUACCCCAUUCUGGGCGUGGACUUCUUAAACCACUUUCACUUGUUAGUAGAUGUCAGGCAACAGAGCCUCAUGGACGAUUCUACGUCUUUGUUUACACCUGCUCAGGUUACUACUAAAGCUGUUUUCAGCCCGUCAUUUUUUGUCACCACUGCUGGUGACCAGUUCCACUCCCUUUCAGCUUCUUUCCCAGAGGUGGUAGAUCUGACUUUCAAAUCAGUCAAAGUCACACACUUAACUCGCCAUUAUAUCACUACUUCUGGACCAGCUGUCUUUUUGCGUCCACAGUGA
Messenger RNA from Octopus bimaculoides (California two-spot octopus), 609 nucleotides. RefSeq lists its product as uncharacterized. NCBI's taxonomy places the organism in Eukaryota, Metazoa, Mollusca, Cephalopoda, Octopoda, Octopodidae. The record is from RefSeq and is a predicted model, not a curated record.